Plenodomus lingam JN3 is the source of this 1620-nucleotide messenger RNA. RefSeq lists its product as uncharacterized. NCBI's taxonomy places the organism in Eukaryota, Fungi, Ascomycota, Dothideomycetes, Pleosporales, Leptosphaeriaceae. The record is from RefSeq and is a predicted model, not a curated record.
AUGAUGUCCAAGCACCCAGCGUGGAUAGCGCUGUUGAGCGCAUCCGCAGGCUUCGCAUGCUCAACGCCCGAUGUUACAGAGUCCCCAACAAAUGAUACUUUUACAACGAAAUGUGCUGCCAUUGCGUCUCAACUUUCCAUCGAGCAUGGCACUGUGCACUUCUCUCAGUUCGUUUCUGCUGGGACGAAUCUUACCUUCCCUGAUAAACAUCCAGAAUGUUUCCCAGCCGCGAUCGAGGUCGUGGCAGACAUGUGCCGCGUCGCGCUGGCUGUAGCUACUACCAACAGUUCAGGCUUGACCAUGGAAGCUUGGCUGCCAUCAAACUGGACCGGGCGUUUUUUAACCUCGGGUAAUGGAGGACUUGACGGGUGUAUCAAAUAUGAGGAUAUGGUAUACGCCACCUCACUCGGCUUCGCCUCUAUUGGAACAAACAAUGGACACCAUGGAUCGAGCGGUCUUCCAUUUCUAAACAGUCCGGAGGUUGUAGAGGACUUUGCAUAUCGAGCUGUUCUUACGGGUACUGUUGUUGGUAAGGAGAUUAGCAAGACCUUCUAUGGAAAGGAACACGACAAGUCGUAUUAUUUUGGAUGCUCCACUGCUGGGCGACAAGGCUUCAAGAUGGCCCAGGACUAUCCUGAGGAGUUUGACGGCUUUGUGACUGGUGCUCCGGCCGUUGCUUUCUCUAAUUUGACAUCCUGGAGUGGACACUUCUACAACAUCACUGGACCCCCAGGUUCGCCAACCUUCGUUACACGUGCGCAAUGGGCCAUUGUCCAUCAGGAUGUUCUCAAGCAGUGUGACAUGCAAGAUGGUCUUGCAGAUGGUAUCCUCGAGUAUCCUUAUGCGUGUCAGUACGAUCCAUCUGGUCUGGUCUGUUCGGAGGGCAGUAACACAACGACCUGCCUGACGCCACUUCAAGUCGAGACUGUGAAGGGUGUCCACGCACCCCUUCUCAACGAUUAUGGUGACCUUGUAUACCCACGCCUAGCACCUGGCGCCGAGCUCGCAGCUGCGCCAAUCCUUCUGGCCGGGAAUAUUUUCCCGUACUCGGUUGAUUUCUUCCGUUAUGCUAUCUACAAUGAUCCAUCUUGGAGCCCGUAUACCCUCAACGGAACUGAUUACGACAAUGCGGCACGCCUAAACCCCUUUAACAUUCAAACCUGGGAGGGCGAUCUCAGCGGAGUGAACAACCGAGGUGCGAAGGUGCUUCAUUGGCACGGAGCUGAAGAUCCCAUCAUCUCAAGCGAAAUAUCUCCAUUAUACUACAAACACGUAAGCUCUACCAUGCGCCUGUCACCAGAGGAGCUUGACUCAUUCUACCGCUACUUCACAAUCUCGGGGCUCGAUCAUUGCAACGGAGGAACCGGUGCACACGCUAUUGGUCAGGGUAUUGGUCAAGUCAAUAGCCUUGAUCCAAAGGAGAAUAUACUGAUGGCUAUCGUGGACUGGGUUGAAAAUGGCAAUGCUCCCGAAACAGUUGUCGGCACCAAAUUCGUCAACAACACUGAGUCCGCUGGCAUCGAGUUCCAGCGAGCGCAUUGCAAGUAUCCCAAGCGCAAUCAAUACAAAGGUACAGGUGACUCGAAUGUUAUCGAGAGCUGGGAGUGUGUGGACCCUUAG